Molecule: messenger RNA, 2178 nt
Organism: Pneumocystis carinii B80
Lineage: Eukaryota; Fungi; Ascomycota; Pneumocystomycetes; Pneumocystales; Pneumocystaceae
Exons: 15
Biological process (GO): peptide catabolic process
Cellular component (GO): cytosol; mitochondrion
Molecular function (GO): metalloendopeptidase activity; metal ion binding
Source: RefSeq, a predicted model, not a curated record
AAAAAAAUAGCCUGGUUUCUUCGGGUAUUCUAUUUAUAUCAAGUUUAUGUUGUAUUAUUUUAUAUUUUUUUCAUUCGUUACGUUAUUUUUAGAAGCAGAAUCAUAUGAAACACAGGAUAAUAAAACGAACCACCAUUUAUAUUCAAGAAAUCAGGAAAAUAUAAAAGUUCUUUCUACGGAAUUUAAGAAACCAGAUAAUGAUUAUUCUUCGUAUCGGCUUAUUGAGAUAUCUAAUAACCUUCAAGUUUUAUUAAUUAAUGAUCCACAAAGUAAACUAUCUGCAGCUUCAAUGAGCAUAGGUAUCGGACAUUAUAGUGAUCCUGAUGAUAUCCCUGGUCUUGCUCAUCUUUGUGAACAUAUGCUAUUUAUGGGAACAAAAAAAUACCCUAAAGAAGAUGACUUUUCUUCUUAUAUAAAAGCUCAUUCUGGUCAAUUUAAUGCGCUUACUUCAUCAGAAGAAACAAAUUAUUUCUUUCAUAUUGCACCUGAUUAUUUCGAAGAAGCAUUGGAUAGAUUUUCACAAUUUUUUAUUGUACCACUGUUUCCAAGAACAGCUGUUUAUCAAGAAAUACAUGCAAUUAAUUCUGAAUUUAAAAAAAAUCAGCAAAAUGAGGAAUGGAAUAUACUACAGCUUGAAAAAUCUCUUUCAAAUGAAAAAUCUCCUUAUCAUAAAUUUGGUACAGGAAAUUAUCAAACAUUAAUGGAUAAUCCAAAAAAAAAUGGCAAAGACAUUUUAGAGGAAGUUAAAAAUUUUUAUUUAAAAUACUAUUCUGCAAAUUUAAUGAAACUUGUUGUAAUUUCAAAAGAAUCUCUUGACGAGCUCCAGGGAUUAAUUAUUAAAUAUUUCUCUCAAAUUCCUGAUAAAGGAAUUCAGAGACCUCAGUUUAUGGAAAAGCCAUUUACAGAUAAACAUCUUGGUAUGCAAUGUUGGUAUAAAUCGGCAAAAGACUCUAUAAAAAUGACACUUACGUUUCCUAUUGAAUUUCAAACGAUUUUAUAUAAGAGCAAUUCUUUUGCGUAUCUUAGAUAUUUACUAGAACAUCAAGCUUCUAAUUCUCUUUAUGAUUUUUUAUCAAAAAAAGGCUGGAUAUUUUCUAUUAAUAUUGAUAUCGAAUAUAUAGUUUCAAAUGUAAAUUUUUUUAGGAUAAUUUUAGUUCUUACCUCUAAAGGAUUAGAUGAAUAUGAGGACUUAAUAGUUUCAAUAUUUCAGUAUCUGGAUUUUCUUAGAAAUAUAGGGCCUCAGGAAUGGAUUUUCAAUGAAUUGAAGCAGCUGGAUGAUAUGUUUUUUCGAUUUUCGGAUUAUACAACAUCAUUUCGACGUGCUUCAAUUUUAUCAAAUGUUAUGCAAAAAACGUAUUUAAAUUAUUCAGAUUUAUUGAAAUAUAGUUUUCUUUCUGAAUACAAUUCACAGCAUAUCAUAGAUUUACUAGAUUUAUUGUGCCAAAAUAAUUACUUACUUUCUAUUUCCUCUAAAACGAAACCUGGUGAUUGGAAUGCAAAAGAAUUUUGGUAUGGAUCAGAGUAUAAAUUUGAAUCUUUACCGAAAACACUUGUACGGAAAACAAAUAAUUUGGUAACUAAUGGCUUAUUUAAGUUACCUAAUUCAAACAAAUAUAUCUCAGAAGAAUUUUUUAUAAAACCUCCUUCUGAGAACAGAGUAGACAAGCUUCAUCUUGCGUAUAGUACAGAUGUUCUUCGUUACUGGUAUAAAGAUGAUAUGCAUUCUAAUCCUAAAACAUACUUAUUUUUAUUUUUUAAAUUACCAGGAUAUUCUGACACACCUUUACAACAAACACAAUUAAAGGUUUAUAUAAAUAUGUUGUUUAAUAGUAUUGUUGAAAUAGUCUAUUAUGCGGAUAUUGCGGGAUAUCAGAUUAGUAUACUGCCUCAUAAAUCAGGAUUUCAGCUAUCUAUAUAUGGGUUUAAUGGUAAAAUGCUUGAAUUGCUUGAAGAUAUCUUAGAUGCUUUUUUAAAUUUCCAACCUACCCUUUCUAAAUAUAAUUUUUUUAAGGAACGUCUAAAAUCAGACAUUGAUAUUGAUUCUAUCGAACCUGCUAAACAAAUAAAGUCUGUUAUUUCUUCGUAUACUGAAACUUACUGGCCUUAUAGUGAAAUAUUAAAUGCACUAGAGUUACUCACCUUUGCUGAUAUUGAAAUGUUUCAUAAAGUGCGUUUUUU